Molecule: messenger RNA, 1618 nt
Organism: Cutaneotrichosporon oleaginosum
Lineage: Eukaryota; Fungi; Basidiomycota; Tremellomycetes; Trichosporonales; Trichosporonaceae
Molecular function (GO): hydrolase activity, acting on carbon-nitrogen (but not peptide) bonds
Source: RefSeq, a predicted model, not a curated record
CAUCAUCCAUGUCGCCCUCACACCACCUUGACUAUCUCCUCCUCUCCAUAGCUCUUAACACACCAUGGCUCCGUCCUCCCUCGACGUUCCAACACCCUCACGUCCCACCGUCUUCAUAAACGCCAACCUCGUCGGCCGUCCCGGCGAAGGCCCGGUCACCGUCCGUAUCGCUGAUGGAAUGGUUCAGCACAUCGGCACGGAGGUCGACACGAAAGGUGCCGAGGUCGUAGACCUAACGGGAAAGUGGAUAUCCCCUGGCCUCAUUGACUGGCACACCCACUUUACGAUGAACUCCGUUGCGUCGCGGCGACUGAAUCUGUACCACUGCACAAGCGUGGCGGGCGUGUUCACUCGCGUGAAGGAAGCCCUAUCGGACUCAAGGCAUGACGAAGGGGGCCGGCUCGUGUGUAUCAACCUCCGCCUCGGAGCAUGGGGGGAUCGCGACAACCUCACACUCGAGGCGCUCGAUGCUCUCUCGCCGAAGCCUCUCAUUAUCAUCGCGAACGGUUACCAUUCAGGGUACUUGAACACUCCGGCUCUGGCAAUCGGCGGGUACACUUGUGCCGACUAUCCGAAUGGAUACUUGGAGGAGGAAACUGCGUUCGCCAUGUGGGGAAAAUUGCAGGAUACAGCCGAUGUCAAGGUGCUGGACGAAUGGGUCGCCGACGAGGCUGCGGCAGCCGCUCGUCUCGGAGUGACGGAGAUCGUCGACCUCGAGAUGGAGCACAACAUCCCCGUUUGGCAGCGCCGCGUCGCGGCCGGCUUCGACAAGCUGCGUGUCCACAUUGGUUUCUAUGUGCCCCACCUGGACGAUGCAAUUUCAGCGGGCCUGAAGUCCGGUGAUGUGGUACCAAAGACGCGCGGGCUGGUGCUGGCAGGCGCACACAAGCUCAUCACGGACGGCAGUCUGGGCUCGCAGACAGCUUACUGCUGCGACCCAUAUCCGGGCACGGAGAACCGCGGCCUCUUCGUGUUCACGAAAGACAAGCUGGCGGCGCAGAUGGCCAAGGCGACGACGCACGGAUUGACACUCGCGGUGCACGCGAUCGGGGACAAGGCGAUGCACUUGAUCCUCGAGACAUUCAAAGCGGAGUCUGACGCAGGCCGACAGGCUCUACCCGGCUCGACGAUCGAACACGCGCAGCUCGUUCAAGAGUCUGACAUACAAUUGUUCGCGGAGCUUGGCCUUAUCGCUUCUGUACAGCCUAGACACAUGGUGGACGACCGUGAGCUUUGCCACACCUUCUGGGCGGGGCGCGAGGGUCGCACUUUCCCUUUCAAGUGGUUUGUGGACGCUGGCAUUCCCAUGAAGUUCGGGACCGACUGUCCUGUCGCGCCGUUGCAGCCGUGGGAGGCGAUGGCCGUUGCCAUCAGCCGGGCCGGGGAGGGCGAGAAAACCUUUUGCCCUCAGCACCUGAUUGACCUCGAAGUCGCGUACCGGGCGUCUACCCACAACGGGCGCCUCGAUAUUGUGGAGGGCGAUCGCGCCGAUCUUGUGGUGCUGGACCGCGACCCGCUCGCUCUCGACGCCGCUGAGUUGAGACGAAUGGUGUCCUGUGGCACCAUGCUCGGCGGAAACUGGACGUACCGGAAGUAAAGAGAUGCCAAAUGAUUGCCG